Diatraea saccharalis (sugarcane borer) is the source of this 897-nucleotide messenger RNA. The record is from the annotation of a GenBank genome assembly. NCBI's taxonomy places the organism in Eukaryota, Metazoa, Arthropoda, Insecta, Lepidoptera, Crambidae.
AUGUCACAAGGAAUCAUAAAAAAAUUUAAAACAAUCAAUAAAUGUUAUGGACAGUUAGUUCUUGGGCCCCCAGGUGCAGGUAAAACAACAUAUUGUAAUAAAAUGUCCGAGUUACUGAUGAAUCUUGGUAGAAAUGUUGUGGUGGUAAAUCUUGAUCCUGCUAAUGAUUUGAUGGCCUAUAAGCCUGGUAUUGAUGUCAGAAAUUUAAUAUGCCUCGAAGAUGCUAUGGUUCAGAAUGAACUAGGGCCUAAUGGUGCCCUGUUAUAUUGUAUGGAAUACCUAGAAAGAAAUUUAGAUUGGUUGCUUGGACAAAUUCAAACUGAUAACCCAACAUACUAUAUUUUUGAUUUACCAGGGCAGGUGGAACUUUAUUGCUAUCACAAUAGCCUAAGUAAUAUCUUUGCAAGGCUGACCAGUGAUGCAAAUCUUCAACUUUGUGUCAUACAUUUAGUUGAUUCACAUCAUUGCUCUGAUGCAGGCAAGUUCAUUGCUGCCCUAAUGUUGUCUUUGAAUGCAAUGCUCAAAAUUGGACUGCCUCACAUCAAUCUUUUAACAAAAACAGAUUUACUGCAAAAGCAUAUGGAUAAACUUCAUUUUGGAAUAGAUUUUUACACUCAGGUUUUGGAUUUGAAUUAUUUACUUGAUUGCUUAGACGCAGAUGUAUUUAUGAAUAAAUAUAAAAAGUUAAAUAGUGCUUUAGUUUCAAUUAUUGAAGACUAUAGUUUGGUAACAUUCCAGUUAGUGAAUGUGAUGCAGGAACAAAGUUUGCUUAAUGUUAAAAACCUCAUAGAUAAAGCAAAUGGAUAUGUAUUUAAAUGUGAUGAAGGUAGACACAUUAACAGUAUGCUAGCCUGUGCUAUGGGUGUCAGUGAUUCCAAUAAUUAUGAUAUGUUAUAA